AUGAGCACUUCAUUGGUCUUAUGUCAAAAUUUUAUCUUUAUUAACUCAAACCACUGUAGAAACUUUCUUUACAUGCACAAUUCCUCCUGUUCUUCGAUUCGAUGGAGUGCUAAGAAACAAAGAUUUUGUGGGUUUAUCCCAAAUGCUAAAAACAAUAAUAACCAUUCCAAGAGAAAUAAAAGUUGGUGGCAAAGGUUCUUUUUUGAUGAUGAUGGAAAUUGGCUUGGUUUGAAAGAUAAUGAUAUGUUUGAAGAGGAGGCUGAUGUUUCUAGUGAUGAGGAGUUAUCAGAGAGUGAGAAGUUUGAGGCGUGGAAGAGGCGGGCGGAGGCGAUAAUCGAGUUGAGGGAAGCUCAAGAAGAUAUGAGGAAUGAAGAGAGUAGGAGGUGGGAGGAUUGGAUUGUGGAUGAUCAUGGAAAUGGUGCUGAUGAAUCUUGGAAUCAAGAUUUGGGUAAUGGGGUUUGGCAAGGGAAGGACGAAGCGCGUUUGGAUCCCAGUGAGUUGUUUCCUGAAAGGGGGUUGGUUGAGUCUGUGAGGAACUUGGUUUUUGGGAAAGAAGAGGAUGAUAUUUUGUAUGAGGACCGCAUUUUUCGAUACGCCUCCUUGAAUUCAGCUAAAUUUUUGGCAGUACUGAUAAUUAUUCCAUGGGCCUUGGACUUUGUGGUUCAUGACUAUGUUCUCAUGCCUUUUUUAGACAGAUAUGUGAAGAGUGUACCACUUGCAGCUCAGAUGCUCGAUGUGAAAAGAUAUCAAAAGCUUGAAAUGGUCAAGGAAUUAAAUGUUCAGAAAGCAAGAUUCCGGCUUGAGGUUGAGAUUGGCAAGUCUCCUCCUCUUUCUGAUGAGGAGGUUUGGUGGGAGUUAAGACAUAAAGCUUUAGAGUUGCGAGAUGAAUGGAGGUUGGAGAAUCGUAGAGCUUUUGCCAAUAUAUGGUCGGAUAUGGUAUUUGGGGUCUCAUUAUUCAUUCUUUUAUACUUCAAUCAGAGUAAAGUGGCUUUGCUGAGAUUUACAGGUUAUAAAAUUAUAAACAAUAUUUCAGAUACUGGAAAGGCAUUUUUAAUUAUUCUUAUCACAGACAUUUUUUUAGGAUAUCAUUCGGAGUCUGGUUGGCAGACUCUUUUGGAGAUAAUUGUUGAGCAUUAUGGUCUUGAAGUUGAUCAGUCUGCCAUAACCAUUUUUAUCUGCCUGAUUCCAGUUGUCAUUGAUGCAUGUGUGAAGCUUUGGCUGUUUAAAUUUCUUCCAAGGUUAUCCCCAAGGGUAUCGAAUAUUUUCCAAGAAAUGAAGCGUCACUAG
Messenger RNA from Pistacia vera, 1287 nucleotides. Its product is annotated as chloroplast envelope membrane protein-like. Gene Ontology annotation, cellular component: membrane. The coding region runs from base 1 to 1287 and encodes 428 amino acids. The record is from RefSeq and is a predicted model, not a curated record. The transcript has 7 exons. Lineage: Eukaryota; Viridiplantae; Streptophyta; Magnoliopsida; Sapindales; Anacardiaceae.